This is a messenger RNA of Paraphaeosphaeria sporulosa, 3260 nucleotides long. RefSeq lists its product as uncharacterized. Gene Ontology annotation, molecular function: chitin synthase activity. Lineage: Eukaryota; Fungi; Ascomycota; Dothideomycetes; Pleosporales; Didymosphaeriaceae. Gene Ontology annotation, cellular component: cell periphery; cell septum. The transcript is spliced from 5 exons. The record is from RefSeq and is a predicted model, not a curated record. The coding region runs from base 357 to 3068 and encodes 903 amino acids.
GCAUCCACACACUUGAUCGUCUCCACCAGACAGGCACUAUGACGAUGGUCGCACCCUUUCCAUGGGUCUCUUCCACGACUAUUCGCUGCUCCGCUGCUCCGCGGUUUCCGGCCAUGACGAGCACCUUCGUAGCCGACUAUUUUUAGCCGGCCACACGCCGAACCUUUUCGUCGAUGGCUACGGCAACUCGAGCCGGCGGAUUGCGCGGCCACGAAGGCUUCUCUACUGCUCUGCUCUCAAUUUCUCGUCAAUAUCCACAAUCCAUCUGUUUCUACUACUUUAUUUACUUUCACAACUUGAUAAGCAAAUCACCUUGCACGUGAUAUCAACAUCCCAUUGGGUCACACGAAAAGGCUAUGGACCGGCCUCCCGGAUACCGGAUAGAAGAUGGGUAUCAGCUACAUGACCUUCCAGAUUUACCACCCGCUGCGACCCCAGUGGACAGUCCUGAGACCCCUCAAAGAGAUCUGGAGCAUCCGUUGCAUUCGCCAGACGUUAAUCACCGGCUGCUGGACGACGACGCUCAUCACCAGUCGCAGCAUUACGAUCCUCCGACGCCACUGUCUUCUAAUUACAGUUUCGAGCAUGAGUCGCAUUAUGACCAGCCACGGCCGCUGUCUUCUUCGUACAGUUUUGCCGACGACGAAGCACACGGCUACAGCUCCGGCGAUGAUCCUGCACGCACUGAAAACAGCUGGGUACGGCGGCAGCAAACCGUUCGGCAGGGUGCCGGUGUCAAACGUUCCAAGACUCGUAAAAUCAAACUCGUUCAGGGCUCGAUCUUGAGCGUUGACUAUCCCAUUCCAAGUGCAAUACAGAACGCAAUUGAACCGCGCCAUCGUCACGCUGAAGGCAGUUUUGGUGAGGAGUUCACUAAGCUGCGGUACACUGCAGCUACAUGUGACCCAAACGACUUCACUCUUGCCAACGGUUACAAUCUUCGUCCAGCCAUGUACGGGCGACACACAGAGCUGCUUAUCGCCAUCACGUAUUACAACGAAGACAAGACCCUCCUUGCUCGCACCUUGCACGGCACCAUGCGUAACAUGCGCGAUAUCGCCAGGCUGAAGCGAUCUAAAUUUUGGAAUGUGGGUGGGCCUGCUUGGCAAAAGAUCGUGGUGUGCCUUGUAUUUGAUGGUAUUGACAACGUGGACAAAGAAGUAUUCGACAUCUUGGCCACUGUUGGAAUUUACCAAGAUGGAAUCCUCAAGAAAGAUGUCAAUGGCAAAGAGACGGUGGCGCACAUCUUUGAGUACACCAGCCAGAUCUCUGUUACACCAGAACAUCACCUUGUCCAGCCUAAAGCUAAUGACGAAUCUGGGGCUAAUCUUCCACCUGUACAAUUUAUAUUCUGCCUCAAGCAGAAGAACAGCAAGAAGAUCAACUCUCAUCGUUGGUUGUUCAACGCGUUUGGCAGAAUCCUAAACCCGGAAGUCGCAAUCUUGAUUGACGCUGGAACCAAGCCUGGCCCUCGCUCGUUGCUAUCGCUCUGGGAGGCAUUCUACAACGACAAACAUCUAGGCGGUGCCUGUGGGGAAAUUCAUGCUAUGCUGGAAGGCGGAAAAGCGUUGCUCAACCCAUUGGUCGCCGUCCAAAACUUUGAGUACAAAAUCUCCAACGUUCUCGACAAACCCCUAGAAAGUGCUUUCGGAUACGUGAGUGUCCUACCUGGAGCGUUUUCUGCAUAUCGCUUCAGAGCGAUUAUGGGACGUCCUCUUGAACAGUAUUUCCACGGAGAUCACACUCUAUCAAAGUUGCUGGGACCAAAGGGCAUUGACGGAAUGAACAUCUUCAAGAAGAAUAUGUUCUUGGCUGAGGAUCGAAUAUUAUGCUUCGAACUAGUGGCGAAAGCUGGGCAGAGCUGGCACCUUUCCUACGUAAAAGCAUCGAAAGGAGAAACCGACGUUCCCAAUGGAGCCGCGGAGUUCAUUGGACAAAGACGACGAUGGCUCAAUGGGUCCUUUGCAGCAUCCCUGUACUCGAUCAUGCACUUUUCUCGACUGUAUCGAUCAGGCCACGGUAUCAUACGCCUCUUCUUCCUGCACGUCCAGCUCGUGUACAACGUGACCCAAGUCAUCUUCACAUGGUUUUCUCUCGCCUCAUACUACCUGACCACGACCGUUCUCAUGACCCUUGUUGGCAAUCCCCAGCCCGAGGCGGAUUAUCACGGAUGGCCAUUUGGCGACAAGGCAAGCCCAAUAUUCAAUACCGUCGUCCGAUGGAUAUAUGUGGCUUUCUUGAUCUUGCAAUUCAUUCUCGCUUUAGGAAACCGACCGAAAGGCGCGCGAAAGAGCUACAUAGCUUCUUUCGUCGUUUUCGGUGCUAUCCAAACGUACGUUAUGGUCCUGACUGUAUAUCUGGUUUAUCGAGCUUUCAGCGCCGCGCCUAUCGAAGAUCAAAUACGUGUCGGUUCCGGUAAAGCCUUCUUUGACUCCUUCUUUCGCGGUGACACCGGAGUAGCAGGCUUGAUCCUGAUCGCGAUCAUCACUAUCUACGGCUUGAACUUCGUUGCGAGUUUCCUUUACCUCGAUCCAUGGCAUAUGUUUCAUUCUUUUCCGCAAUAUCUUGUUCUCAUGUCGACGUAUAUCAAUAUACUCAUGGUAUACGCGUUCAACAACUGGCACGACGUCAGUUGGGGCACCAAGGGAUCCGAUGUUGCCGAGUCUCUACCGUCCGCUACCAUCACCAGAGGGAAAGUACCAGCCGUUUUAGAAAUAGUACAGGGACAAGACGAUCUCGAUGCAAAAUUUGAGCAAGUUGUCAGACGCGCCCUUACUCCCAGCAAGCCUUACGAUGGUGGAUCACAGCGCAAGGAAGCCGAGGAUUCGUAUAAGAGCUUUCGCACUGGGAUUGUGUACUCCUGGCUAUUGUCCAAUAUCGCGUUGAUCAUUGCUAUCACCAGCGAUGUCUUCAUCGACUAUGGUGUCGGGGAGGCGUUGACCACGAGAACACCAUAUUACUUCCGCGUUCUGCUCUAUGCUACAGCAAUCUUGUCGCUUGUGCGGUUCUUUGGCUUCCUCUGGUUCUUGGGUUCCACUGUUCUGACAUGGCUAGUCAGCAAAAGGUAAACCCAGAACCACUUUCGUGUUGAGAUGGGGAAAGUUCUGUUCGUGAAUAAACCGGCGUCGGGUGUUUGUGUUUAUAGUUAUUUUGCGCAUGGAUCCCGGUUUUUCGGAAACAAAAUAUGUGCAUCAGUAUGGAGGAGCAAGGAAAUUUGGCAUUUAAUUUGAAUAGAAAAUGACCAUCAAAUAUUUUGAUGC